GAACCUUUACAAAGUGGCUACAAAGGAGACCUCCAACACCUCUGAGUGAUGUCAAGGAUAAAGCCCGGGAAAAUUUGCCUAUCUUCCAUCACUGAGCUGUCCCUUUGAAGCUUGGGCUUGCAACUUUGAUAUCCAAAAGAUGAAAUACUCUAGCUUGAACAUUUGUUUUUAGUUGUCCCUGUUGAAAUAACAUGGAUUUGUCAGUAGCAAUUUUGCUUAGGCUUCAUUGUUCGGUUCUUUGUUUCUCCACUUCAGCAACUUUUAAGAUCCGUGGGCUUCAGUUGUCACUACUGCUAAGCCAGCAAGCUAUAGCUGGUUGGAUAAUUCCCAAGGCAAAGUUAUACCAAUACAUUGAAUUAAAAGCUUACUGUAUUAUGCUCUGAAAGUGUGGACUUUGUUUCUUAAGGCAGCUGAGAAUGGAGCCACAGGAGUGGAACUGGACCUUGAAUUUACUGCAGAUGGGGUUCCUAUCCUUAUGCAUGACGAAACGGUGGACAGGACCACUGAUGGCUCUGGAAGUUUGCGUGAAUUGACGUUUGCUGAUAUUCGACAGUUUAAUCCAGCUGCUAAACAUAGGUUAUGGAGGGAUUAUCAUGGGGAAAAAAUACCAACCCUAAAAGAAGCUGUUUUGGAAAGUUUGCAUCAUGAUCUCAUCAUCUACUUUGAUGUCAAGGGACAUGCAGAUAAGGCGGUUGCAGUCCUGACACAGCUCUACCUAGAAUAUCCACGGCUGUACAACACCAGUGUGGUUUGCUCGUUUAUGCCAGAUGUUGUCUAUAAGAUGAAACAAGCUGACAGAAAUAUCAUAACAGCUCUGACCCACCGACCUUGGAGCUUCAGUCAUUACGGGGACGGGAAGCCUCGCUAUACGGCUUUUUGGAAACACUAUUUGUCUAUGGCCUUCGAUGUUAUCAUGGACUGGAGCAUGCACAACUUCCUAUGGCAUUUAUGUGGCGUUUCUGUUUUCCUGAUGCAGAAAAAUUACGUUUCACAGGACUACGUCAAUCGUUGGUCCUCUAAAGGGGUUCAUGUUGUCGCUUGGACCGUCAACACACUUGCCGAAAAAAUGUAUUACGAAAAUGUUCUCCAGAUCACCUACAUGACCGACAGCUUACUAGAGGAUUGCGACCCUCACUACUAGCUUGAUCUUCAACUCCCAAUUGGCUUCCUUAAGUCAGACUGGAGUUCAGUGGGACUUUAUGAUUUUAUUUCGCCAAGGCUGCAUCGCUUCCCUCAGGGGGAGGAAAACGAUUACAUGUCAGGUUGCACCAAGCUUCUUCCUUUUUGCUGGGAUUGAGAUUUCUCACAACUCACUUUUGCUCCAAGAAUGGAUCAGCAUUUUUAGUCAUAUAGAUACGUGCAACUUAAAUGGGGGGG
Notechis scutatus (mainland tiger snake) is the source of this 1377-nucleotide messenger RNA. NCBI's taxonomy places the organism in Eukaryota, Metazoa, Chordata, Lepidosauria, Squamata, Elapidae. The record is from RefSeq and is a predicted model, not a curated record.